Messenger RNA from Drosophila obscura, 4359 nucleotides. RefSeq names its product transcription factor che-1 (gene l(3)neo38). The coding region runs from base 1170 to 2489 and encodes 439 amino acids. The transcript is spliced from 5 exons. Gene Ontology annotation, cellular component: nucleus. Gene Ontology annotation, molecular function: DNA-binding transcription factor activity, RNA polymerase II-specific; RNA polymerase II cis-regulatory region sequence-specific DNA binding. Gene Ontology annotation, biological process: regulation of transcription by RNA polymerase II. Lineage: Eukaryota; Metazoa; Arthropoda; Insecta; Diptera; Drosophilidae. The record is from RefSeq and is a predicted model, not a curated record.
AUAUUCGACAGCGGACUAAUUCUAAAAUUUAGCUAAUCAAGAGGAGAGGUUGGGCAAGUGUCAUAUGCCCAACGCUUAAUGCAGCAAAAUGUAAGGAACGUACAAAUAAACGCGCAUUUUCCAGAGAAGUAGAAAAACUUCCACCCUCAAAGCGGCACACAACAUGCGCGCUUACAUACAUACAAACACGCACACAAACACACUACACAUAUAUACACAACGAACUAACACAAACAUGUAAGAAUGCUGCAGUCGACGAAGAAAUAAGUGUCAGGGCUAUUCGACGGCUGCAUACCGAGUACCUGUACAAAUGCGCCCCACAAAGUCACGCUUAAAACAGAAAUGAUCACUUCGGCUUAAAUAUAAAUAAACAGCUAGAGGGACACAAGCACUCGCAGCGAGCAUGCUUCAAAAUUUCCGCAUGCUCGAUGCAUGUUUGUGUGCACAAAUUGAAAAGGCCUAAUAUACCCUAUGCUAUGAUAUGUCCCUGUCAUUUGCGUCGCAGUCGCUGCCGCCGUCCGCGUUGUGUCUGUGUUGCCUGCCCCAGUGUUUCCGCUUUCUUUCGUUGUAAUGUUACUUUUAGUUUGAAUUCGGAGCCUCAGCGAGCCGGUUGGAAGCGAGAUUUUAGUUUAAUUCUGCUUGGGUGUGUGCGUGUUUAGUUUAAAUGAAAUUGAAAGUUGUACACUUUACUACCCCCGAAAAAGCGAAGCACAGCAUAAAAUUGUGCGCUCAUACGCGCGCGUUUGCGACUGUGUGUGUGUGCGUGUGUGUGUAUGUGUAAACGCGAGCGUGUCGCAGUGUGUGUGUGUGCCACGCCACGCCACACCAACGGAAACCAACCCCCACCAACAACAGAAUAAAACAAGAAAACAACAACAAACAAGAAAAGUUAGCACCACCCACUCUUGAAAAACUGCCGCAUAGAGUUCAGCGUCAUCGCCAUCAACAUCGCCGUAGCCGUUGUUUUCGUUUCAUCAGUGCCUGUCUCUGGUUUCGGCUUAAUAGAGAUCGGAUCGUGUUGUGUAAAUUGUUCAAAAUAUACAUACAUAUAUCUACUAUAGUGUAACGGAUAAGUGAAGCAAACCGAUUCGAGAAUACAAGAUCCGCUAUUUGCCGAGACGAGGCGAAACCCCCACCCCGCCGUGACAACAGCUAGCUGACAAACUGCUAUGAUGAAUUUCUCCGCGUUUGGUGGCCCGUUCUCUGGCAUACAUCAAUUCGCCGCUAAAUUUGAUGCACAAACGCCGGGUGCAUUUGGAACGCCGCCUGCGAACGCAGCAGCCGCUGCAGCCGCAGCAGGAACCGAUAAUCAUGUACAGCGCUAUCAGACCAAUGGCAAUCAUUUUAAUCAGAAUGUGGCCAACGUUUCGGCAGCAAAUAACAUGCAAUAUGGUCAGAAUAUAUCCAUACCAUACUCCUCACAGCCGCAGGGUGAUCUAAAUUUUCUGAAUGCAGCCGCUGCAGCCGAUCAUAAGGGUAAAAUCCAUCCAAAAAUCGAACGUGACCGGGAAGAAGUUCUCAAUCAGCAGAUCUUACAGAAUGUCAAUCAGUCGUGGCAGACGCUGGCCAACACGGCCAACACUGUGGACUAUUCAUCUCACUUGCUUUCCGCAACACUGCCAAUCUCUAUACAGCACUUCCUCAAGUAUUCGGAAACCAUCAAGAAGGAGUCCUCUGGCGAUGUCCUGAAGAAUGGCACGAAUUUGGCCAGCCUGGCGCUGGGAGGCGUGGCCCUGACACCCAGCAAUAACGGUGCGAACGGAGGCCACCACAAUGGGGGAUUAGUCGGCAUGGAGCACGGCGGUCACAUGACCAACAUGACGGACGCGAAUGGCACUUCGCUAACCAAUGGCGGGACCAGCAAUGGCGUCAACGGCAAUGCCAAUGGAGCGGUCACCAACGGUGGAGCCGGGGCAGUGUCCAGCUCGGGGUCGGUGGGCACCACAAACGCGAGUGGGGGUACCACUACGGCCAGUGGCAAGAAAACCAAAAAGAAGAAACCGCCAAAGGAGAAGAAGCCACGCCCGAAACCAGGCGAGAUCAGAGAGACGAAAGCGUUGGAUGGAUCCACGCUCUAUUGCUGCCCCGAAUGUCAGAUGGCAUACCCGGAUCGGAGUCUAAUCGAGCAGCACGUCAUCUCCCAUGCCGUGGAGCGACGCUUCGUUUGCGAUAUUUGCAAUGCGGCCCUCAAACGCAAGGACCACUUGACCAGGCACAAGCUAUCCCACAUACCGGACAGGCCUCAUGUGUGCAAUAUCUGCAUGAAGUCCUUCAAGCGCAAGGAGCAGCUCACUCUGCACAUUGUUAUCCAUUCCGGCGAGAAGAAGCAUGUUUGCAUUGAGUGUGGAAAAGGUUUCUAUCGCAAGGAUCAUUUACGUAAGCACACACGCUCCCAUAUUGCCCGACGCGUCAAGUCCGAGGUAUCGGCGCAGAACGUAAACGGAUCCGGUGGCAACAAUGCACAGAGCAAUGCACUACAUGGUUCCUGAGGAUCGUACAAGGACUUUUGGUAAAUUCUCAAACAAAUUUCAAACCAUGAAGGCGGCCGAGCUGUUGGCAGUACCCUGCGCUUCUUAGUAAGGAUCGUAUGGUGCUGGCAGCAGUUGUGCCACCUUUGAAAUUUGUUGAAGAGUUUAUUAAAGGUCCUGCUGAGCGUCACCCAACUCCAACUCCAAUAACAAAAACCCUCUGAAUAAAAAGAUGUUAUACUUACAAUUUGCAAGUAUUAGUACGAUUUUGUUCACGACACUUUCAGUUCUUUAGCUUUAGUUCUUUCAGUUGAGAUUUUCGCACAAAAGUUUCUUAAAGUAUAAAGUAUAGAAGAGGAGAGUAAAUGUACAAAACAAAACACAACUUAACUUAACAAGAUACGGAACAGAUUUAAAAAGAUUUCGAAGUUUAGUAUGCGCAUAUAUUAAGGGAAUGGGAAUACCAUACCACACAAAAAGUUACUUUCAUUUCUCUUUGAGGAUCUGUGAUCUGAAAUUGCUGCAUAAAAAACAAACACAACAAUUGAUAAUUGAAAAACUAUCGAUCGGUAGCCGUUUUAAGAAUAAGUUUUUAAUUUUUUGUAAUUUUAAUCAAUUUAUGUGCAAUUUACAAACAUUUUGAUUUGCCUUUUAGUUGUCUUGGUCGGCGCCUCUGUUCAUCGCGUUAAUGUAUUUUAUUUCGAGACAAAAUACUUGGCUAGAAUGUACAUAUGUAUGUAUGUAUCUAUGUACACAUGUGUUAGGGCGAAUGAAUCCUUGUUUCAUUGAGUUGCAACCUACAAUUAAUCACACUUUUGCGCAUAUUAAUGAACUAAGAAACCCUAAAAUGAAAUUGAUUUCUAGUCUUGUAUUUUAUUUUACCAAUAGGAAUAGUAGGGGAACGGAACCCUCAGAACAACCCCCUCUGAUUCGAGGUCAUGUAAUUUUAAGCUUUUAAACUUGAACGUUAAAAAGGAACGAAAGGAGAACCUCCUACGCGAAACACACACUAAACAGAAAAUGCAAUACAAUAUACUUACAUCAAUGCAUGCCUAACUUCCAGCCAUCAUCACUCUUUAGAGCAGAAAACUACCAUACAAAAAACUGCAAUAAUAUCUAUGUGUAAUACACAUUCAUACCGCGAUAGAUACAAAUACACACACCUAUAUCCAGCUUACGAAUCGACAACUGAUAACCAAGAAAACAAAUUUAAAAAAAUAUGAACAAUAUAUACAGAAGCCACAGAUACCAGGAUAGAAGAUGGCACAGCAGAUCAACAAACAUUGCAAUUGUUAGCCAAUAACAAUAACCCAGACACAAACUGUAUAAAACAAUAUUUUUAUAUAUAUAAAUGCAAUGGAAAAAGGAGAGCAGAAGAGCAUAUGAAAACAGAAUAGGAAUAAAGGCAUAAAACAAUAACCGAAAUAAAGUGCAAACACUUCGUGCGAGUGACAACGUAAUUUACUGUUCAAAUACAAAGCAUUUUUGAGAUUAACGAUAAACGUACAUGAUUAAACCAUAAAUCCAUAUGCAUACAAGGCUAUGUUUUACUCAUGGUAUGCAUUCUCGUACACUUGUAUAGUUAAUAUGACUGCUUCUAACUAAUAUACGCUAAUAUACAGAAGAUACAUAUAGAUUAACAGUAACUGUAUCAUGGUUUGUUUAUUUCAGUGAUACACACACACACACAAAACAACUCCCAAAUGACCCUUUCUGCUCAAACUUUGUUGCCGAAGGGUAUAUGUAUGUAUGCAAUAGUACCCGCAGUGUUCGGGCCAAGAGGGUCAUUCAAUAUGCUUGUAAACGAACUUUUUCGGAAAAUUAAUGUUUCAACAGCAGUACUAAGCGCAUUUCUGUGCUAUUUGACACCAGUCUUUUGGUUUGCAGUACA